AUGUUUAAAGAUCCUGAAGUGAAUAUUUGCUAUUCUUUAAAAUCUUUUACAAUGCCUGAAGAAAUCAUAGAUUUAAAUGCUAUAGCGGCACAUCGUAAACCGCUUGAUCCUUUUCUUGCUCCAACUGAAGUAACCUUUGAUCAAGUACAUUCGAUUUUAUAUGGAAAUUCAUCAUCACAUUUAAUUUAUCGAUAUGGACGAAAGUAUUUCAAUAAGACACUUGAUCGAUCAUAUCCACAUACUUUUCUUACAACAGAUGUUUUUAAUUCAAUUAUAAAAAAACUUGAUCCAAGUUUAAAACCGCAAUUCAUUGUUGAAGUUGGUUCAUUCACAGGAAAUUCUGCUACAAUAAUGGGUAAUGUCUUGAAGAAUAAGUAUCCACAAGCUUUUAUUUUAUGCAUUGAUACUUGGCUUGGAGGUAAAGUGUUUUUCAUUCGUAUUUCAUUCUUUCAUUUUGUUUUCUUUGAAACACUCAGGUAG
This is a messenger RNA of Rotaria sp. Silwood2, 480 nucleotides long. The record is from the annotation of a GenBank genome assembly. NCBI's taxonomy places the organism in Eukaryota, Metazoa, Rotifera, Eurotatoria, Philodinida, Philodinidae.